Pseudozyma hubeiensis SY62 is the source of this 1149-nucleotide messenger RNA. RefSeq lists its product as hypothetical. The transcript has a single exon. NCBI's taxonomy places the organism in Eukaryota, Fungi, Basidiomycota, Ustilaginomycetes, Ustilaginales, Ustilaginaceae. The record is from RefSeq and is a predicted model, not a curated record. Bases 1 to 1149 code for a protein of 382 amino acids.
AUGGAUCUCUCCAAUCUACGCACCAGCUUGCGCGAGGAGGAGGCCUCUAGUCAGCGACGUACAGCGCAUCUUCGAGCAGCUGAAGACGAACUCAACGCAUUCUUCCGCUCCUCCGCGUUGGGUCUCACCACUCUUUACCGACAGGGCGUUGCAGCAACAAAGUCGAGCUAUGAGAAGGGAUACGCGCAUGCCCUCGCGCACGUACUAGAACUAUGGGAAAAGGAUCGAGAUUGGCUCAAAGGAUAUCUGCAGAGAAGGAUCGAGGCGAUCGAGGCCGCGGAUGCUGAGGAUGAGCCGGAAGAGGUUCAGAUGGAUCAACGGCAGCAGCAGCCGCAGCAGCAGCAACAAGGUGCAGGCCCGAGCUUUCUACGAUCUCCCAGCCAGGGUGCAGCGAGACAAGCGCAGACACCGACAGAUUCGCCAAGGCAGAGCAACAAGCGAUCGCGCAAUGCCUUCCACGAUCUUUCCGCCAGCUCGCAUCGCAGUCAAGACGACGCUAACUCAGAACGAAGAGCACUUCACCGCGUACCGCACAACUCAACUUCGUCUCGCUUCCCGUCUUCGACCAACUUCGCAUCCAGCUCUUUCAACUUCUCCGCUCCCCUAUCGUAUCCCUCCUCUUUCAACGCAGCUGCAGCAGCCACGUCCGCCUCGUCCCCGAUCAAAUCGAGACCAUUGCGAUUGGACGCGCCGGUGGUCAAGACCUCGAAUCCAGCCACUUCCAAACGCCGACUACAAAAAUUGAAAGGUCUGCGAGCAGGUCGAGCCGAUCGAGUAGUAGAGAUCGAGAGGCGGCAGGACGAUGAACAGGACGAAAUUUUGCCAGACGGUGUUGCGGCGGAAGAUGCGGACGCGUGGACAGACGACGACGGCGAGGGACACGACGAGAACUCUUCACCUGCUGCCAAGAGAGGUGCAGGUGGGAGAGGCAAGAAGGCUGUGGUAUGGGCAGAGAGAGCUGCAGCGUCCGGUGGACCUAGUGCUGCACACACACCGCAACAGGCAGAGGGAAAGGUGUUGGAGCGGCUCGACAGGAGGAAGAGGAGAAGAACGAGGCAGACAGAGGAUAUCGCCAUGGGAGACGAGGCGGAGAGUUCAGCGGAAGUCUCGAGGGAGGAAGACGCAGAUCAGUUCGCGUAUCAUUCGUGA